AGCGCCUACACCCAUAACCACUGAGCUGACCGAUCACAACAAUGGCUGCUCCAAUGUCCACAAAAUCUUUAAUGGCCAAGCAGAAUGUUCUUGAAGAGAGCUCAGAGGAAAAAGGCAAAAAGAAGAAGGCAAAGAAAAACAAGGAUCAGGCAUGGGCUAAAGAGGGGCCACGUGACCCCUUUGAAAUGCUUGACUCUCUACCCGAGGAGAAGCAACAGGAAAUUCAGAAAGCACUGCACCUGUUUUCUUUAGGUCAGGGGCUUCCAAAGAACCUACAAGAGGCUCAAAGACACACAUACCGAUUUUGGGAUACCCAGCCAGUGCCUAAGAUAGAUGAAAAAGUGACAUCAUAUGGUCCAAUUGAAUCAGAGUGGCUAAAAGUCAGAGAAGAGCCAUAUUCCCUGCCACAAGGAUUCAUUUGGGACACACUCAACCUAACCAACCAGGAUCAGCUGAGAGAAUUGAAGGACUUUCUGAAUGAAAACUACAUGGAGGAGGUGGUGGAGGAUAACAGACCUCGCCCUCAUUACUCUCCACAGUUCUUGCUCUGGGCUCUUUGUCCUCCUGGGUGGCGGUCAUGUUGGCAUUGUGGAGUCAGAGUAGACUCCAAUCAGAAACUUGUAGGAUUCAUAAGUGCCAUUCCUGCUACUAUUAAAACAUUUGAUACAGAGUUAAAGAUGGUAGAGGUGAACUUCCUGUGCGUGCACAAAAAACUUCGCUCAAAAAGACUGGCACCAGUCCUCAUUAAGGAGCUCACUAGACGGGUCCAUCAGCUGGGUAUAUCUCAAGCAGUUUACAGCACCAGUGCUGUCCUGCCAAAGCCAAUUGCGAGCUGUAGGUACUGGCACAGAUCGUUGAACACACGCAAGCUGAUUGAGCUAAAUUUUUCUUCUCUCACUCGAAAUAUGACAUUGCAGCGGGCUCUCAAGCUGAAUCGGCUUCCUGAGACAACGAAAACCACAGGCCUUCGCCCCAUGACUUUACAGGAUGUGCCAGUUGUUCAUGAUCUUCUAAAAGAACAUUUCAAGAUUUUCAAUCUCUCUACUGUUCUGACCGUGGAGGAUAUUGAGCACUGGCUUCUGCCUCAAGAUGGUGUUAUUGACACUUACGUUGUGAAGAACAUGGAUGAGACGGUAACCGAUAUGGUGAGUUUCUUCACACUUUACUCUACGGCUCAGGACCAUCCAGUGCAUAAAGUCUUAAAGGCAGCCUAUGUUGUCUACUGCAUCACCAAGGCCACCCCACUACUACAGCUAAUGGAAGAUGUACUUGUCAUCUGUAAAGGAAAGGGGUUUGAUGUGUUCUCUGCACUUGACAUAAUGAACAAUAAAGCCUUUUUGGAGCCACUUAAGUUCAGAAUGGGAGAUGUACACUUGCAGUAUUACCUCUACAACUGGAGGUGCCCGGACAUCACGUCUGACAAGGUUGGUGUUUUGCUGAAGUAAUGGAAUUUUGCACCAAGAGUGAGCAGUGAAAAUACAUAAGCAGAAAUGUCACACACAUUUGUUACAUAAUAAUACUAGAUAAAUAUUUC
Messenger RNA from Danio aesculapii, 1534 nucleotides. It is a transcript of the gene nmt1b, whose product is annotated as N-myristoyltransferase 1b. NCBI's taxonomy places the organism in Eukaryota, Metazoa, Chordata, Actinopteri, Cypriniformes, Danionidae. Gene Ontology annotation, cellular component: cytoplasm. Gene Ontology annotation, biological process: N-terminal peptidyl-glycine N-myristoylation. Gene Ontology annotation, molecular function: glycylpeptide N-tetradecanoyltransferase activity. The transcript is spliced from 12 exons. The record is from RefSeq and is a predicted model, not a curated record. The coding region runs from base 42 to 1445 and encodes 467 amino acids.